Molecule: messenger RNA, 1224 nt
Organism: Gastrolobium bilobum
Lineage: Eukaryota; Viridiplantae; Streptophyta; Magnoliopsida; Fabales; Fabaceae
Exons: 3
Coding region: 41-1117 (358 amino acids)
Source: RefSeq, a predicted model, not a curated record
CUAUUUUAUGUUUCUGUAAGUGGUGAAGGCAAAUAUUACCAUGGGAACCAACAGCCAGGAGCAUGGAGGAUCUGAGGUAACAUAUCAGGAAAUGGUAGAAGAUGAAGUCAAGGACACAAGGAAUGUUCCUGUUGGACCUAUACACAAAAUAAUAGCAGAGAAUUCCAAAUCAAACAGUAUGGUUAUAAAGAAACCACAUGUGGUGAUUCCUCCUCAUAUCAUAGCAGAAGCCAUAUCAACUAUCCGUGAUAUUGAUCUUAGAUGGUCAGGUCCAAUCACACAGAAAGAAAUGGAAUAUGUUGAACAGUAUGUGCUGGCAAAGUACCCAGAAUAUUCAGGUCUCAUUGAAGGUGAUGGGAGUGGUAUAGACUUGACUAGCUUUAUUAUCAAUGAGGAACCUUCAGAACCCAUGUCAGAUGAUAGGAGGAAGUCACCAAGAGGGAACUUUAGAGAGCCUUUGUUUGGAAGUAAUCUACCUGAAAUGGAUAGGACCCAGUUGGAGCCAUCAAGGCUACUUGAUAUUCUCAGCAAAAAAUCCUCCUUUCCUGGAAGUUUCAUCUCAAUCCCAGAAAUCCAAGCUCAAAAUAAGGUCUUGAAGCAUUGUGGGUUGCCUGAUAAUGAAUACCUGGUUCUAUUCACUCCAAGUUACAAGGAUGCUAUGAUGUUGGUGGGGGAAAGUUACCCUUUUGUUAAGGGAAACUACUACAUGACAAUUCUUGAACAAGAAGACUAUAUAAAGGAAUUUGCUUCUUUUAAGGAGUCAAAGGUGAUCUCUGCACCCAAGACUUGGCUGGAUUUGAGGAUCAGAGGGUCUCAAUUAAGCCAAAAUUUUAGGAGGAAGUGUAAGAUCAGCCCAAAAGGGUUAUUUGCAUAUUCAGCAGAUGUGAAUGGGACAAUGCAUUGGGUUUCAGAGGCUCAUAGGAACUACUGGCAUGUUCUGCUUGAUGCAUCUACAUUGGUUGUAGGAAAGGACAGGCUACUACUUGGGCUUCACAGGCCUGACUUUGUGGUUUGUUGUCUUGAUAACACUAAUUCCAAUCCUUCAAGAAUCACUUGCCUCUUAGUGAGAAAGAAAUCCUUUGACACCUCCACUGCUUCAUCUCAGGUUAAUGAAUGAGUCACAAUGAAUACUUGUUUGACAGUUUUAGACAACAAUUUGAACUGCCUAGCAUUUAGCAAUGUCUUAUUUUGGUAUCAUGAACUCUCAGACAAACCGUGAAUUUU